UUAGGAAAAAAAAUGGCCCGUUUCCUGGACAACAAAACAACAGCCAAAAGAAGGAAUGCAACUAGCUUAACUUCGGAAAGUUCACAGCAAGUUCACAGAUAAAACUCGUCUUAAUUACGGGUUUUCGUGUAGUCAAGUGGAAAAGAAGUUAGGAGACCUGGGACAUAGAAAAAAAACCAAACUGCAAACAUGAGUAACUGGGUGACGAGGCACCACCAUAUCCUGCAUCUGGAAAAUGUCAGGAGAGAAGAGAUCAAGCGACUAUACCAGGAAAAGGGGAUGAAGGCCAGGAUGGAUGUGGAGGAGACCAUCGACAUGAGGAGGCAAAUGCGGCAAAAGCGACAGGAGCUCAUGGAGCGGCAGAUAGAGGACGGUCUAAUCAAGGCCGAGGAGGACAGAAUAAACAGGGAAAAACAGCGGGAACAGGACGAGAGAAUAUCUAAAGAGUUGGCCCGCAUCGCCCACGAGAAGCAAAAAGAUGAGAAAAUGAGGCAGCAGGUUAGAGCAAACAGCCUGGAGAUCAGGGAGUUGGAGUCCAAGCUGCUGGCUGCGUAUGUGAGCAAGGAAAGAAGUGCUCAGCUGGCAGAGCGGGAAGCGAUGAGGCGUCAGAAUGCUCUGGUUGAGGCAGAGUUGGCUGACACAAUGAAGAGAGAACGUGACGAAGCAGCCGCUGAGCUCCUGAAGCAGGAGGAGAAACACCACCAGGAGAUGGCUCAGCACAAGAAAGAGCUGGAUGCGCAGGUCAUGGAGAGGGAGAUCAAGAGACAGGAGGCCUACGAGCGGUUCCUCAAGGAGAAGCUCAUGGUGGACGAGAUCAUCAGGAAAAUAUACGAAGAGGAGCAGAGGGAGAGGCAGCUAAAGAUGGAGAAGGUCCAAGCCACCAUGCAGCAAAUUGAGGAGUUCAAACGGGAGCAGGCAAAGUGGAAGCUCCUGGAGAAGCAGAAGAUCGAGGCGGAAAACAGACGCAUCAUGGAGUUUGCAAAGCAGCAGCAGGAUGCGGAAGAGUCCAGAAAGACUCAGAUGAAAGAACGGGAAGAAGCAAAGCAACAGAUCCAGAAAAUGCUGUGUGAGAAGAUGGAAAAGGACCAGAAGCAGCGCGAGGACCUCGAAAGCAUCCGCCAGGAGUUAUACUUGGAGCAACAAGAGGAGGCAGAGAGAAAGAAAGACAUUGAAGAGAUGGAGAAGAGGAUCAGGCAGAAGCUGAUGAUGCAGCAGACCAUACAGGAGCACAGGGCCUUGAGAGAGAUGCAGAAGCAGCGUCAGAAACAGGAGGACCAGGCCUUCAGGGAAGCCAUGAUGGCCAAGUUCGCAGAGGACGAUCGGAUCGAGCAGAUGAACGCCCGGAAGCGGCGCAUGAAGCAGGUGGAGCACAGACACGAGGUGGAGAGGCUGAUAGAGGAGAAACGACAACAGCGGGAGGCUGAAGAGGAACUGGAAGCUAGAGCCAGAGCAGCUGAGCAGCAAGAAGAGGCGGCGAUUAAACGGAUCAUAGAAGAAGAAAGACUGAAGCUCCUGAAGCAACAUGCACUACAACUCAUCGGAAACUUCCCCAAGGACUUUCUCCGUAAAGAUGACCUCGAACACUUCGACGAAGACUUCAGGAAGAAUUUUGAAACUCGUCAGACUGAAGAACCCUUGAUGACAGACUGAGGAGUUUCUCCUUCGCUUGCCCACCAGGGGGCGGUUUGAGAUUGCUGUGAAUGUGUUAGAUUGUUUUUUUUUUUUAUUUCUCUGCACAAAACACAAAAUGUUUGUUCAAAUUGUUUAGAAGCUUACUUAUUAAAAUGUGCUUGCAGAAUUGUC
This is a messenger RNA of Poecilia reticulata (guppy), 1803 nucleotides long. It is a transcript of the gene mns1, whose product is annotated as meiosis-specific nuclear structural 1. Lineage: Eukaryota; Metazoa; Chordata; Actinopteri; Cyprinodontiformes; Poeciliidae. The record is from RefSeq and is a predicted model, not a curated record. Gene Ontology annotation, biological process: cilium organization. Gene Ontology annotation, cellular component: motile cilium.